Molecule: messenger RNA, 234 nt
Organism: Alternaria atra
Lineage: Eukaryota; Fungi; Ascomycota; Dothideomycetes; Pleosporales; Pleosporaceae
Exons: 2
Coding region: 1-234 (77 amino acids)
Source: RefSeq, a predicted model, not a curated record
AUGCCUCACUCCAAGACACCCGGCCAGAGCAACGCUGCUUCGGACAAGUUCAACAAGCAAGAAGCUGAGAGCAAGGGUCUCGGUGCAUCCAACGCGCCCGCUGCGAAAGAGGGCAACGCACCCGGCGAAGCACCUGUAGCCUCAGACAGCGGCAACUCGAACGUUGGUGUUGACCCCAGUGCGAACAAGCCUGGCGAAAAAGGCAUUGGUGGACCAAACUACGGUACACACUAG